AUGCAGCUCUCUAUCGCCACCCUUCUUGCUCUUGUAGCUACCGGCCUCUCUGCUCCAGCUGGACUAGAGGUCGGAUCUUGCGCUCUCACCAAGGACGGCAAGGUUAAUGCCCGAUGCGUCGGCUUUGACCCAGCAGCCCUUGCUCGCCGUGCCGGACUAGAGGUUGGAUCUUGUGCUCUUUCUAAGGAGGGCAAGGUUGAUGCCCGAUGCGUCGGCUUUGACCCAGCAGCCCUUGCUCGCCGUGCCGGGCUAGAGGUUGGAUCUUGUGCUCUUACCAAGGAUAAUAAAGUUGAUGCCCGAUGCGUCGGCUUUGACGCGGCGGCCCUUGCUCGUCGUGCCGGGCUAGAGGUCGGAUCUUGCGCUCUCCCCAAGGACGGCAAGGUUGAUGCUCGAUGCGUCGGCUUUGACCCAGCAGCCCUUGCUCGUCGUUCUGGGCUGGAGGUUGGAACUUGCGCUCUCACCAAAGAUAACAAGAUUGAUGCUCGAUGCGUCGGCUUUGACCCAGCAGCCCUUGCUCGCCGUGCCGGGCUAGAGGUCGGAUCUUGUGCUCUUUCCAAGGAGGGCAAGGUUGAUGCUCGAUGCGUUGGUUUUGACCCGGCGGCCCUUGCUCGUCGUGCUGGGCUGGAGGUUGGAUCUUGCGCUCUUUCCAAGGAGGGCAAGGUUAAUGCCCGAUGCGUCGGCUUUGACGCGGCGGCCCUUGCUCGUCGUGCUGGGCUGGAGGUUGGAUCUUGCGCUCUCACCAAGGACGGCAAGAUUGAUGCCCGAUGCGUUGGCUUUGACAAGGCUUAA
Molecule: messenger RNA, 789 nt
Organism: Trichoderma aggressivum f. europaeum
Lineage: Eukaryota; Fungi; Ascomycota; Sordariomycetes; Hypocreales; Hypocreaceae
Exons: 1
Coding region: 1-789 (262 amino acids)
Source: RefSeq, a predicted model, not a curated record